AUGUAUUUCAGAAGACACCAGGUUUACAGAGAAGAACGCAACCUAACCCUGGGUUCAGUAAUUCAGCUCAGACAGGAGGCAAGCUGGCUCCAGUUCCAUCUGGGAAUCAGUCGCCAUGCCUUGUAUCCACGGGCCAGCCCUAUGGUUGACCGGCUCCUUCAGGACACACAGGAGCUUAGUACCAUCAGUGCGGAUUACAGCCCGGAUGAGAAAGCCUUGCUAGGGGCCUGUGACUGCUCCCAAAUUGUGAAACCCAGCGGGGUGCACCUGAAACUUGUUUUGCGGUUCCAGGACUUUGGGAAAGCCAUGUUCAAACCAAUGAGACAGAAACGAGAUGAGGAGACUCCAGAAGAUUUUUUUUACUUUGUUGACUUUCAGAGACACAAUGCAGAAAUAGCUGCCUUCCACCUGGACAGAAUUCUGGAUUUCCGUCGCGUCCCUCCAGCAGCUGGGAGAAUGAUUAACAUCACAAAAGAAAUUUUAGAAAUCACAAAGAAUGAAAUCUUACAAAGUGUCUUUUUUAUUUCCCCAGCCAGCAAUGUCUGUUUCUUUGCGAAGUGCCCUUAUAUGUGCAAAACAGAAUACGCCGUCUGUGGGAACCCUCACUUAUUGGAAGGGUCCCUGUCUGUUUUCCUGCCUUCUCUCAACUUGGCACCGCGAAUCUCCAUCCCCAACCCAUGGAUCCGAUCCUACACCUUUGCUGGAAAAGAGGAGUGGGAAGUAAAUCCUCUCUACUGCAAUACCGUGAAGGAGAUUUAUCCUUACAGCAGUGGCAGUCGGCUACUCAAUAUCAUUGACAUGGCCAUAUUUGACUUCUUAAUAGGCAAUAUGGACCGCCAUCAUUAUGAGAUGUUUACAAAGUUUGGAGAUGAUGGUUUUUUGCUUCAUUUGGAUAACGCAAGAGGAUUUGGGAAACAUUCCCGUGAUGAGGUCUCCAUCUUGGCUCCACUUGAACAGUGUUGCAUAAUAAAGAAGACCACCUUGUUACGGCUGCAGCUUUUAGCUAAGUCAGACUACAAGCUCAGUGAUAUCAUGAGGGAGUCCCUCCUUCAAGACCGUCUUGCCCCCGUGUUGACAGAAGCCCACCUUUUGGCAUUGGACAGGAGGUUACAGAUCAUCCUGAAAACUGUGGAGAAAUGCAUAGAGGCCUUUGGAGAAGACACUGUUGUGGCUGUUGCUAAGCCUUUGGAACCCAUGGCUUUUGACAGAAUGACAAGGCCAAGCUAGAGUCUAGGGAAAAACUAGAACCUGAACUUGAAAUGAAUGAUUGUGCUUCCUUAACCUUGACAUUAAGACCUGGGAGGAAGGCAGUCACAGCAGACUCAGGAAACAACUGGGUGGUUGAAACCUGCAGCUUUGGCCUCAGAUUUAUACAUGGGAAUCACAUAUACACCACCUACAAUCUUUCUGCCUCUUCUUCAAGAGAUUGAAGACAUACAAUCUUCUAUAACUACAAAACAUGCCCUUCUCAGGAUUUGCCUGGGCUCUUGUUGCCACACAGCAUCAUGGUUAGACUUGAUUGGUGGCUUGAAUAAAGGAGGGGAGGGGCAAUGAAAAAAACAUUUCUGGCAUGCAUCCACAUUGUGAUUUAGGACAAUAUUAACAAGGUGGACAUGUACCUCCUCAGGGAUGUUUACUUUGUGGAGAACCAUAGUGGAAAAUCUAGCAGCUCUUGGCAAAAGCAAGCAGUGAAAAUAUGCUGAUGUGGUGGACAUCCUGGCUCUAAUCUACCUUAGACAACUACACAGUAGAAAGAAACGAGCAGGCAUAGAAGUGUUAUUUUAAGGCAUAAAAUUUCAUAUGUGUCAAGGUUGCCAGGGAAGGGGAAAUUGCUUUUUCCCUUGUGUAGGGAUCCAUCAAUUUGGAUUGCAUUGUGGGUGCCUUCAGAUGGUUCCAGAUGUCCUUGAUAUCAAAGCAAUGCACAUAAGCUGCAAUUUCACAUUAUAACAAUUGCCACUGAAAUCCUUCCAACCAUUCACUUUGGAACAAUUGAACUGUAGGAGCAGCAUCUUGAUUGGGGUCUCAUCACCAGCUAGCUGUAGCGGUGCUUCUUUUUCACACAGCAGCAGUAUCACAGUGGAAGGAGAACUUACACACACACACACACACACACACACUCAACACACAAACAUACAAGAGCCUUCAGUGCAAAGUCUGGUGUAAAGAGCAGCAAACAGAAAAUGGGCUGCAGCAUAGUAAGUGAUAGAAGGAAGUGAACCAAGGUACUCCACACCAAGUCUAAACGCGUUCUGAAACACAUAUGGAAGUUGCAAAAAGAUUUUGCACCACAGCGCUCCUGUUCAGUCAACUGCACACUCUUCUAGGAACCUCCACUUCCUGUCACAUUUUUGCUAAUAACCACUCUUCAACACACUAUAAGCAUGGUGUUCACUGACUUUGGGUACUGAUUUUUUUUCUCCUCCCUUUUUUUUCUUGAAGAAUUUUUGUUCCUCUAAAACUUCUGUAUUUAGUAGCACUGAUAUGUUCACACCGAUCCACUUUAGAGGAAUUUUUGUUCCUCUAAAACUUCUGUAUUUAGUAGCACUGAUAUGUCCACACACCCAGUUUUAAAACUGGAUCUAGCUCUGGCAAGGGAAAUAUUAAGGUUGGCAGCACUAUGACAGGCCCUCUGGACUACAAUGUAUCAUCAAAACUGGGUAUGAUGCUGAUAGUGAACCCAUGGUGUUUGGGGAAAUGAGAUAUCAACUGUUCUAAAUUCUUUCCCUGGUAAAUUUAUGCAAGAUCAUUAAAGUACAGUUUUUUAAAA
Python bivittatus (Burmese python) is the source of this 2767-nucleotide messenger RNA. Lineage: Eukaryota; Metazoa; Chordata; Lepidosauria; Squamata; Pythonidae. The record is from RefSeq and is a predicted model, not a curated record.